GCCACAAGGCUAAGCGGACGUGACGUCAUAUGAAACCCAGCAGUUCUCAAAUACAGCACCGGACGUGAAAAUGUGCGUUUUCUAGCGCGGCCGAUUAAUUGACGCGCCAUGUCGUUGUUAAAACCUUUUCACGGGAGAGAUAUUUUAAUGUUUUUUGAAAUGAAGAACGCCUAAUACAAUAGGCACGUUUCAAGUACUGGGAGAAUUUAGUUACAUUUUAUUGUUGUCGCUAUGCUUCCCGCGCUAGCAUCACAACAGUUAGCUUGUGACGUCGUUAGCAAGAAGGCGCCGAGCAGCGUGUUGUUGUUUUCGAUUUGACAUGUUUUACAUGUUGGACGGCCAGGAUGAAACACUCGUCGGAAACUGUGAUAACAGCAACCAAUUAGCGCUGAUUCGGGGAGAAGAUGGGCUGAGCAACGCUAGAGCGACUAGGCAGGCGGACCAGAAGAAAAGAGGCAAGAAAAAAAGGCUUCGGUCGACGGAUCUGCGGCAUCAGCAGAACCCCAUCAGAAGCUUCCGCUUGUCAGACAACAACAACAACGCCCUGCCCGCCUCGUCUGCUCUUAAACCCGCAGCCCAGCCUGGUUCCGACCUGCCUGCCCGAACACAAGCCGUCAUCAUGACCCGCCAUCUUUUGAAACAGGAAACCAGGAAAGAGGCCGCCGACCGCAUCUGUGAUCGGGUGAAGUCCUUCGUCGCGCCGUCGAUCGCUGGAACGCAGCUGCCGAAAUCCAAAUGUGGCCGACUGGAGAGAGGGCCCGUGCAGCCAGUGGGUCCAGCAGUCCGCGUCCUGCUGAAACACGAACAGAUCAAUGUCGGUUACCACGGUAACGUCUGCAGACACAACCUGGGCCAACCCCCGCCAAAGAGGAAUGGGAGAAGCCCCUCAAACAAAACUCAGUCUCAUCCACAGCAGAAAAAUGUGAAGAAGGUGCCGCUUGUCGACGGCGUGGCCGAACACCUCAAAGACGGUGAGAAGGUCUAUGCCGGGGCCAAGUUUAGCGAGCCGCCCUCGCCUAGCGUCUUACCCAGACCGCCCAGUCACUGGGUCAGAGAGGACGGGCCGCAGCGGAGGAACCAAAGCCGAGAACUGAUGACGGUCCACUUAAAAUCGCUGCUGAAGGUUCGAGAUCAAGUGUGACUGCUCGUGGGACCUUUUCUGCGGACUGUUUAGUUUCCUUCUGGACACUGUGCGUGUGCACACUUGGUCACAUGAUGGUCUUGUACCUGCACCCUAUGUUUGAACCCGCAGGAAAUAGUCUUAACAUGUCUCAGUGAUGCACUUUUGCACUGGCAGCCUGGCAUCGAUGCACUAUUUCUACCAUGAAAUGUACAUAAUAUAUUUGUGUAUUCCUAUUUGAGAGAUUCUAGUUUUGUUACUGAGAUUUUUCCCACAAUGGUGGAAGCCAAAUCCUCUGACUGUGACCAAAGGAAAGCUCUCUCGCUGAGGCGUGGUGGUGCAGGAGCACACAGCUUGUGGACUAACUAAAGGCUGCUAGCUGGUCCCAUACAACCUCUGAGGUGAUGAAGCUCCUCAGAAGAAGAUGUGAGGGUUUUUGAAACGUUUAAAGCACUUUUAAUCAAGACAAUAAGCAAACAUGCAUCAAAGAUAAAGACCUUGCUCGACUCUGACCAAUCGUUGGGGUGUUCCUUUAACAUGCUUACGGUAAAAAAAAAUGUUUUUGUCUAUUGAAAUUACAGAGACACUCUCUUAGACCAUCAAGAAGAUGGAAUACAGCCAUCCAUUCAUUUUACGUAGUAGAGAACCUUCCAGUGCUGUUGGUUGUGUACAUUAUUUCAUCAUGUUCUUGACAGAUCCUCAGGACAACAGUGAACGUCAACAGUCCUUUAAAACAUUGAGAAAGUAUUUUAAAAGUAAAUUGUGAAAAUAAAGGAUUACCGUAGUUACUAAAAAAUCUGUUUUUUUCCCUUCUAUUUAGGACUUUAAUUCCCAAUUGAGGGAAAAACUUUUGAUUCUAAAAAUGUUUGACAUAUUCCAUAUGUCUAAAAUUUGGAACUUGAACAUCAGAAUAAUUAAUUUCACAUUAACGCCACAGUGGAUUGCAACCGCCAAAGUUGAGCUUAGUCUCUUUCUUAGUAGGUGAUUUGAAAGCACGGUAAACAAUAACCUCUUCAUCGCUCAGUAAAGCUUUAUUUGACAUGAAUAUUACUUUAUAUACUGCUAAACCACAUAUUUGGGGCACGCAGCUCAUUUUAUAUUCUGCGCGGUACAUUUUUCAACACAAAGUUAAACCUUUCUCAAAACAAAAAUGUUUUUAACAGAAAACUAUAACAUUUGUCAACACGAUAUUGUGCGGCCAAAGACAUGCACCUGGGGAUAGGUUGAUUGGCAACACUAAAUUGGCCCUAGUGUGUGAAUGUGAAUGUUCAAUGUUGGCCAUGCGAUGAGGUGGCGAUUUGUCCAGGAUGUACCCCGCCCUCCGCCCGAGUGCAGCUGGUGUGCACAAACCACAACGACACCUUCGGAUGGCAACAAUGUAAAACUGUGGGGCUCCGGGAAUCCCGAGUAUGUCAAAAUAUAAUUAUGAAUAUAUAAAUGGGAGAAAGAGAAAACACUAAAGUACUGGAUUAGAACCCAGUUGGAAAGUCUUGUGUGUCUUAUGUGUGUGUCUGUCUGGGUUUUUUUUGCAUUGAUUGUUAAAACAGAAUGUUUCACAAACAAACAUUUGCAUGAAUCAAACAAAAUGCCCAGUCCCAUUGUGUAUACAUUUUAAUAAAGAUAAAAAACUUCCAUUUCCGAUUAAUAGUGAUUAAUUAGAAGUUAACAAUGGACAAGUUGUGAUUAUUCAGAAUGAAACGUUCGAAAUGUAUGACAGCCCUUACAAAAACAUUGAUCCAUUGUCAUCAUCCAAGGGCCUCGUGAAAUAAGAGUUCUGUGGCUUUCCUAUUAAAAAUAGAUGCAUGUUCAAAUUCAGAAAACUAUGUACACAAGUAAAAAUUCAGAUGUAUUAAACGUGUGCACGCACAAAGCCAAGCACACUUCUUUUAUUACAUCGCAAUCAACUUGAAAUUGGUACCAUAUGUUGGCCUGGCCUGCGAUGAGGUGGUGACUUGUCCAGGGUGUACCCCGCCUACCGCCCGAAUGCAGCUGAGAUAGGCUUCAGCACCCCCCACGACCCCAAAAGGGACGAGUGGUAGAAAAUGGAUAGAGGGGAUGGAUGUUGGCCUGGCUUGGCAAUCCCAGGCCACGAAAUAGG
Messenger RNA from Entelurus aequoreus (snake pipefish), 3218 nucleotides. RefSeq names its product proline-rich nuclear receptor coactivator 1-like. Gene Ontology annotation, biological process: nuclear-transcribed mRNA catabolic process, nonsense-mediated decay. The transcript has 3 exons. The coding region runs from base 320 to 1141 and encodes 273 amino acids. The record is from RefSeq and is a predicted model, not a curated record. Gene Ontology annotation, cellular component: P-body; nucleus. NCBI's taxonomy places the organism in Eukaryota, Metazoa, Chordata, Actinopteri, Syngnathiformes, Syngnathidae.